AUGAUUGCUAAUGAUAUCUCUAUUCUUGGAAUUGCUGAAGCAUGAUUGAAAACUUCUUUGUAUAUUCAAGGAUUAUCUGAAUUGGAAAUAAUGGCCGAUUGCUGGCAACAGAGAAUCAGGUUGAACUGGAUUAUUAAGACACGAAGCAUUUCCAAAUCUAAUAACAUCAUUGAAACUAAUAAUCAUAGAAUAGCAGCAACAUUAAUUGAAGAUUACUUAAUAAUAGUAGCUUAUGCCCCAGUAGUAACAAAUCACCAGAGUAAGAAAUCAAUUGAUGACUAUAUUAACUUUAUCAUAGAAGUUCAAGAAAUUUUUUAA
This is a messenger RNA of Blepharisma stoltei, 318 nucleotides long. The record is from the annotation of a GenBank genome assembly. NCBI's taxonomy places the organism in Eukaryota, Ciliophora, Heterotrichea, Heterotrichida, Blepharismidae.